Molecule: messenger RNA, 1674 nt
Organism: Gloeophyllum trabeum ATCC 11539
Lineage: Eukaryota; Fungi; Basidiomycota; Agaricomycetes; Gloeophyllales; Gloeophyllaceae
Product: kinase-like protein
Exons: 8
Coding region: 1-1674 (557 amino acids)
Biological process (GO): peptidyl-serine phosphorylation; peptidyl-threonine phosphorylation; mRNA cis splicing, via spliceosome
Molecular function (GO): ATP binding; protein serine/threonine kinase activity
Source: RefSeq, a predicted model, not a curated record
AUGGACUACGGGCUAACAUUGGCUGCCUCCCCUCCUCCAGUGGAGGAGACUCUAGCCGCUCGUCGAGCCAGACGACAGGCCAUCCUAGCCAAGUAUGCGAACAAGGGACUGACCACGGGAGGCCAAGAUGCCAGCCCCAGUCCGGGACCUAGCAGUGCGGUCCAGCCGCCUCCGACUACUCCUUCAGUUUCUGAUCCUUCAUCUCAGCCCCACAGCGCUUCCCGCGAUACACCCAGUACACCGUUGAAUGGCCAGCCUGCUGCGACGGAUGACAAACGGGAUUCUGCAUCCGCGUCACCGACUCCGACAUUUGAUCUCGCUAAGAAUGAUGAACAGGAAGAUAUACAGAUGAAGGCAGAGGAGCAGAACGGAACUGGCGAGCAGAUUUCUGCCGCUGACUACGAUCCAAGCCUUGAUCGACGCGAGGACGAGGAAAAGCGUGUCCGCGGUGUCCCUGAGGGGGAUGACGACGUGGAGAUGGUAGAAGAAGAGGAAGAGGAAGACGACGACGAUCUGGACGAUAUGUUCGCAGUAGCUACGAAACCCGAGAAGAAGAAGAAGGUAGUCAAGAAAGUCAAAAGAGCAGCGAAACCUGCUGCUCCAGCUCUCGUUACUACUACGCUAGACUCCGCUGCAGAUUCGGAAGGAUAUUAUCAGAUCAUCCUGGGUGAACAGCUCGACGGGGGCCGGUAUCAAGUGUUUUCUUCUCUUGGCAAGGGCAUGUUCGCAAACGUUGUCCGUGCGCGGGUGAUAAACGGUGAACCCGUUGAGGCUGGUAAAGAAGUUGCCAUAAAGAUCGUACGGAGUCAGGAGACGAUGUAUAAAGCUGGGCUAAAGGAAGCCCAAAUAUUGAACAAGCUUCGGCAGGCCGAUCCAGAGGAUAAGAAGCAUGUUGUCCGGCUAGAGCGGACUUUCGAGCAUCGGGGUCAUUUAUGCCUCGUCUUCGAAUCCUUAAGUAUGAAUCUACGGGAUGUUGUGAAGCGUUUCGGUAAAGACGUUGGUCUUAAUAUCAAGGCAGUAAGAGCAUAUGCUCACCAGCUGUUCUUGGCCUUGAGCCUCUUGCGGAAGUGCAAUGUCAUGCACGCUGAUAUCAAACCCGAUAAUAUUUUGGUAAAUGAGCAAAAGACUCUCCUGAAGCUGUGCGACCUUGGGUCGGCUUCUGACGCUUCUGAGAACGAGAUCACACCCUACCUCGUGAGCCGGUUCUACCGGGCGCCGGAGAUCAUCCUAGGAGUUCCCUACGAUCCGGCCAUCGAUAUUUGGUCGAUCGGCUGCACUCUCUACGAGCUGUACACCGGCAAGAUUCUUUUCCCCGGACGCUCGAAUAACCAGAUGCUCUUGCUCAUGAUGGAAUUGAAGGGAAGGUUUAACUCGAAGAUGAUCAAGAAGGCGAAGUUCGGCGAUAUGUACUUCGACGACUUGGGUACCUUCCAAAGUGUCGAGAAAGACCGUGUCACUGGCGCUGACGUCAUCCGCAAGGUCCAUAUUGCGAAGCCAGCCCGGGAUCUACGUGCCCGGUUGAUGCCUGCAACGUCGGCGGCGAAGCUGAAAGACGAUGAGAGUAGACUGUUAACGUCUUUCGUCGAUCUACUAGACCGCUGUCUCAUGCUCGACCCUGCCCGGCGUAUUACGCCCAAAGAAGCACUCGCCCAUCCCUUUAUUCGGGGAUAUUAA